Necator americanus (New World hookworm) is the source of this 1341-nucleotide messenger RNA. RefSeq lists its product as uncharacterized. The transcript has 14 exons. Gene Ontology annotation, cellular component: neuron projection; plasma membrane; synapse. Gene Ontology annotation, biological process: regulation of membrane potential; nervous system process; signal transduction. NCBI's taxonomy places the organism in Eukaryota, Metazoa, Nematoda, Chromadorea, Rhabditida, Ancylostomatidae. The coding region runs from base 1 to 1341 and encodes 446 amino acids. The record is from RefSeq and is a predicted model, not a curated record. Gene Ontology annotation, molecular function: excitatory extracellular ligand-gated monoatomic ion channel activity; transmitter-gated monoatomic ion channel activity involved in regulation of postsynaptic membrane potential; chloride channel activity.
AUGUUUCCGGCCGACAUCGCCCACGCGUUUAGCAAUCGCUAUCAAGCCUCUCUCCUACUUACUGGAGUCACACGCUGCUCUCGCUGUCAACUGUCGCCGACAGAGGAUGAAAAGCUGAGGAGGCCGACGAAACAGAGGGCGAGCGAAACACUACGCGAUCUGCACACUGUGACGGCAGCCAUGCGUGCUGAGCUACUACUGGUGUUCGUAGCAAGCUCUCUCAGUCAAAAAGCGUUCCGAUCACGACGAAUCGGCACCGAAGGGCAGGUGAUCUCGAAACUGCUCACCGAUUACGAUCCAGCAACUCGCCCUCCAGUUCGAGACAAUGCUGACCACUCUUCUAUUCUUGUGAUCACAAACAUCUUUAUCAACCGAGUCACAUGGCAAGAUAAUCGAGCUGAGGUCGACCUAUACCUCAGACAACAGUGGGAGGACGGUCGUCUUCAGUACGAUGUUGAUCCACGAGAGGAGAUCGAGCAGGUAUCCAUCCCGAGUAAUCGCAAAAUAUGGGUGCCAGACACAUACUUCUCAACGGGUAACGAGCUGCGCAGCGAAAACCGUCAAAGUCUCUUCGUCGAGCCUUCCGGACACGUGCGCUCAUCGCAACAAAGAACACUUGACGUGCCGGUGACAUACGGGAGCUCCUUUCCAUUUCUAAAUCGGAAGUCGUUCACUCUUCGACUCGCCAGCUACGCUUAUCCACUCGAAGACGUCGUUUACUUAUGGGCGAAUUCUCCACCAUUUGUGAAUCCUGUUGAGGUGUCUAACGAUUUGCUCAGCGGCCCUAUCACUUUCGAGGAAGCCAGUGCUGGUGAUUGCCUAGGAAAUUUUACCCUUGGCACAUAUUCAUGCAUCGAUGUGGUGGUCACGUUUGCCGCCUCCACUUUCGGUUCCUUAGUGUCGUGGUUCUUACCUACUCUGCUCUUGGUGGUAGCCUCAUGGCUGCAUUUCUGGAUCCAUGGCAGUUGGUCAGUGCCACGUACGAUUUCCGCUGCAGUUCCUUUCCUCAUCUUCGCCAUCCUUUUUCUCUUCCGACGUGACGUUGCAACUGCUACCCCUGGAGUGUGCUGCUGGUUCGCUUUCUGCCUCAUUCUCACCUUCUUAUCGUUGAUAGAAUAUUUCAUCGUGAUAUGCUGUGGAAUCCGGCGUUCAUUUCGAUACACUGCAAAUGGUCAUCCAGAGGAAAACCCUAUCGGGGCCGCAAAAGAGACCUUGGAAGUUGCGUACAGCUCCAAAUGUGCGAAUAUUAGGAACAACAACGCCCUUGAUAUCAUCGCUCGCGUCCUGUUUCCCGUCAUUUUUGUUCUCUUCCUAGUGCUUUACUUCAUUUUCAUAGUUUAA